This is a messenger RNA of Glarea lozoyensis ATCC 20868, 498 nucleotides long. RefSeq lists its product as uncharacterized. The record is from RefSeq and is a predicted model, not a curated record. The transcript has a single exon. NCBI's taxonomy places the organism in Eukaryota, Fungi, Ascomycota, Leotiomycetes, Helotiales, Helotiaceae. The coding region runs from base 1 to 498 and encodes 165 amino acids.
AUGGGUCUUUACAAGGCGAUCGCUGAGUGCUUCGGCCAUUCCUCCACCUUCGACGAGAGUAAUCCUGCAUUCACCUCAACAAACGAAAAAGCAAUCCCUGUUAUCACUCCUACAACAGAAGUUCAGACUGCUGAAGCACUUAUCUCUGCAAUUUCUGUGGCCGAGAAGCUGGGCAGGAAUCUAGAAAUUACAUUGCAAAAUAUUGUCGAGGACAACGGCUUUGUACACAGCAACGGUCUCUGGUACGAAGGAAUCGCGAAAAUUCUACUCGGGUAUUUCGAAACAUUGGUCAGAGAAGGACAAGAUGCAAAGUUCACUGGAGCUGUCAAGGAAGCGUUUGAGAAAGCAAACGAUGUUGUAAGGGAAUUCGUGGAUGACCAUCCAAUUCUUACAGCUGUUGUCGUCACCCUUGUUGUGCUUGGCCUGCUUAUGUAUGCUGCACCUUGGGCAGUUAGAGCUCUAGGAUUUACUUUGCAAGGCCCUCUUGAAGGUGAGUAA